Antrostomus carolinensis (chuck-will's-widow) is the source of this 1140-nucleotide messenger RNA. Its product is annotated as zinc finger protein 501. Gene Ontology annotation, molecular function: DNA-binding transcription factor activity, RNA polymerase II-specific; RNA polymerase II transcription regulatory region sequence-specific DNA binding. Gene Ontology annotation, cellular component: nucleus. Bases 1 to 1140 code for a protein of 379 amino acids. Gene Ontology annotation, biological process: regulation of transcription by RNA polymerase II. NCBI's taxonomy places the organism in Eukaryota, Metazoa, Chordata, Aves, Caprimulgiformes, Caprimulgidae. The record is from RefSeq and is a predicted model, not a curated record. The transcript has a single exon.
AUGUGUGGGGAGCCCGGGGAGAGCUCAGAUGUGGGGAAACACCCUGGGAAGCGACGUUACAAGUGCAGCGACUGCGGGAAGAGUUUCAGGUUCCACUCCAGGUUUGUCACCCAUCGGCGCAGUCACACCGGGGAGAGACCCUACGAGUGCAGCCACUGUGGGAAGAGCUUCAAGUUGAACUCAGGUUUGAUCCGUCACCGGAACAUUCACACUAAAAAACCUUAUAAAUGUGAUAAUUGUGAGAAGAAUUUCAUAGAUGAGCCAAGUUUGACCCAUCACCGGCGCAUCCACGCUGGGGAGAAGCUCUAUCAAUGUGGUGGUUGUCAGAAGAGUUUCUAUCAACACUGGAUGUUGAAACGUCACCAACGGAUCCACAGUGAGGAGAAACCCUACGGAUGUUCUCAAUGUCAGAUGAGCUUCAGGGAGAAAUCCAGCUUGAAAAGACAUCAAUCCAUCCACACCGGGGAGAAACCUUACGAGUGUCACCACUGUGGGAAGAGCUUUUGUGUCAGCUCAGCUCUGGUUCGUCACCAAACCUUCCACACCCAGGAGAAACCCUUCAACUGUGGUGAUUGUGGGAAGAGCUUCAAGAUGAACUCGACUUUAAAACGUCACCGACGGAUCCACACUGGGGAGAGACCUUAUAAAUGUGAGGAAUGUGGGAAAAGCUUCCAUCAAAAUUCCAGUUUGAUUUGUCACCGCCGGCUUCAUACUGGAGAAACUCCUUAUGGGUGUGAGGAAUGUGGGAAGAGCUUCAAGCAAAAUUCCUCUUUAACCCGUCACUUGAGUACCCACAAGAGAGAAAAACCUUUUCCAUGUGGGAAAUGUGGCAAGAGUUUUAAAUUAAACACGACUUUAAACCGUCACCGACGUCUCCACGGAUCAAACAAACCCUACGAGUGUCCCCAAUGUUCAAAAAGCUUCAAGGAAAGUUCAGCUUUAAUCCGUCACCAACGUAUCCACACGGGGGAAAAUCCUUAUCGAUGUGAGAAAUGUCAGAAAAGCUUCAAUCAAAAAUCAACUUUAUCCCGGCACCGACUCACCCACACCGGGGAAAAACUUCACCCCUGUGGGAAAUGUGGGAAAAGCUUCUUGAUCAAACCAACUCUGCUCAGGCACCAAAGGAUCCACCAGAGAUAA